Molecule: messenger RNA, 1089 nt
Organism: Pieris napi
Lineage: Eukaryota; Metazoa; Arthropoda; Insecta; Lepidoptera; Pieridae
Exons: 2
Coding region: 191-1015 (274 amino acids)
Source: RefSeq, a predicted model, not a curated record
CAUGGGAAACAUUUGUUGAGCAACAAAGUUGAAUCAACGUGUUGCGGAGUUGCUGUCAACAUGUUGCUGGCAACACUGCGUGUUGCAGAGUUGACAGCAUCAUGUUGACAAGCUCUCGCCCGACAAGCGUAAACAUCAGUUUAGCGACAAUUGUUGACGUGUGUGGACGAGUUUGCAACAGUUUAUAAACAUGGCAGUAGUGUGGAGCAAUGAUAAAAUAAUGCAAUUAAUAGAAUUAUUUCAAUCAAAACCAUUAUUAUGGGAUUGUUCUAUAAAACAAUACAAAGAUAGAAACAAAAAGAACGAUGCAUUCGAAGAAAUUUCUCAAGUCCUAAAUAUACCCAAAAAAGACGUAGAAACUAAAAUACAUGUACUGCGUACUCAAUUUACUAGAGAGAAAAAAAAGAUGUCGGCAAAAAAAACUACAGGCAGCGGCGCAAUAGAAAAAUGUAAAUGGAUUUAUUACGAGCCAUUGGAAUUUUUGUUAUGUGGUGCAACUACUUCUGGUGAAACGGAUACUAUGAAUAAAACAGUAGAUGAAAACAAUGCACUUGAAAGUGGUAUGGAGUCAGAGCCAUCUCAAUCACCAAGGCCGAAUGCUACAACAUCUACAUCUUCGAGGAAAAGAAAUAAGACAGAUGAAUCAAAUGAAAUAUUAGAGGUUUUGAAAAGUGCUAAAAAAAAGAUGGAUGAAAGGGAGAAGAAGGAUCCAUUUGAUAUAUAUGGUGAAUAUAUUGCUGCUGAAUUAAGAAGUGUUAAAGAUGACCAAGCCGUGACACAGGCAAAGUACCAUAUUAAUAAUAUACUGUAUGAAUUAAAAAUGGGACGAUAUAAUACAUAUGGAUAUCAAACGGCAUCUUCUCAUCCAUCAUCAACACCAAAUAAUGUUCAGGAAACUGAAAUAAGGGAAAUUGAGAGACACGAAACAAAUAGACUAGAUGCAUUACGAGACGAAACAGAAGAUUCGGCUAUACUAAACUUAGUUAACUAUCUCAGUGAUGAAUCAACGCAAUAGCAUACACUGUUUUUUUUUUGUGUUUUUUAAUUAAUAAAAUACUUGAUUACACAAAUAGUGUUCUUGUACCUUGA